AUGCCAUUGAUCGUCAACUCAGCGAACCGCUUCGUCUUUGUUCUCAUCGCGUUUUUUGCAUUCAACAGCGCUUUUUAUCUGCCUGGCUUAGCACCAAAUGUAUAUUGUCGACAGUCUGUUGCAGAUUCGAAAUGCAAAACACGAGUGGAUGUGUUCGUUAAUCGGUUGGAUUCAGUCGAGUCAAUUCUUCCCUAUGAAUAUUCUUAUUUUGAUUUUUGUACGGUUGAUGAUGAACCCUCACCUGUUGAAAAUCUUGGUCAAGUGCUAUUCGGUGAACGAAUUCGGCCAUCACCUUACAAGUUUGAUUUCCUUAAACCCAUUGAAUGUAAACUGGCGUGUAAAAAGAAAUAUUCCACUAAUGAUGAGCAAUCACAAAAGCUGCUCAAACGUUUAAUGAAAGGAAUGACUUUGAAUUAUCAACAACAUUGGAUUGUCGAUAAUAUGCCGGUGACAUUAUGUUAUAAAAAUGCAGAGGAGAAAGAAUUCUGCUCACGAGGAUUUCCUAUUGGCUGUUAUGUAACGAAAAGAGGACAAUCGAAAGAAUCGUGUAGUAUUCGUGAUGGGAAAAAUGAUACCUUUUACGUAUUCAAUCAUUUGGAUUUUGAAAUCAGUUAUCAUAGUGGACAAGGUGAAUCGUGGGGUACGACAUUCGGAGAUGAAGGUGGUCGAAUCAUUGCAGCGAAAGUUCAAGUUAGCAGGUUAGUUGAAGAAUACUAUGAAGAUAUUUCCAUACUGAUCUUUAGUUUGAAUUCUGAUACUUGUACACGUGGCAUUGACCCAGUUAUAUUCCAAUCGACAACUACGAACAUCGAAAUUCCGUAUACAUACAGUGUGAAAUUCAAGAGAAAUAAUGAUAUACGUUGGGCUAGUCGAUGGGAUUAUAUUCUUAAAUCAUUACCACAAACACGCAUUCAAUGGUUUUCGAUUUUUAAUUCACUUGUGAUUGUUCUAUUUCUGUCGGGAAUGGUGGCAAUGAUUCUUCUACGUACGUUAUUUAAGGAUAUCGCACGCUAUAAUCAAAUGAUAGAAACUAUCAAUGAAGAUGAUGCUCAAGAAGAAUUCGGCUGGAAAUUAGUUCAUGGGGAUAUUUUUCGAUCACCACCGCAUGGAUUACUCUUAGCAGUUCUUAUUGGUAAUGGUAUGCAAAUUGCUAUUAUGUCCUUGAUAACCUUAGUUUUCGCCUGCCUUGGAUUUCUUUCUCCGGCACGGCGUGGUGCAUUGAUGACUUGUGCAAUUGUCUGCUAUGUUCUUUUGGGCACACCAGCUGGUUACACGUCAGCUCGAUUAUAUAGAUUAUUCGGCGGAGAGAACCGAAAGAAGAAUGUCGUUAUGACAGCAGUGGCAUGUCCUGGUGUUAUUUUUGGAAUAUUCUUUGUUUUAAAUCUUGUCCUCUGGGCGAAUGGCAGCUCGGCAGCGAUUCCAUUCACGACAUUUCUUGCACUGUUAGCUCUUUGGUUCUGUGUAUCAACUCCAUUAGUAUUUUUCGGAGCUUUUCUCGGUUUUCGAAGUCCAACAUUGAGACAUCCCAUUAGAACAAAUCAAAUACCUCGACAAAUACCUGAACAAACGUUAUACACAAAACCUUUAACAGGUAUUCUCAUGGGUGGUGUACUUCCAUUUGGCUGUAUUUUCAUCCAAUUAUUUUUCAUUCUGAACAGUAUCUGGGCUCAUCAAUACUAUUAUUUCUUUGGCUUUUUACUUGUCGUUUAUAUCAUCAUGAUUUUAACAUGUUCAGAAACAACUAUUCUUCUCUGUUAUUUUCAUUUAUGUGCCGAAGAUUAUAAUUGGUGGUGGCGUUCGUUUUUUACAUCGGGUUUCACGGCUGUCUAUUUUUUUCUCUAUUCAAUUUACUAUUUCACGACUAAAUUAGAAAUAUCCGAAGGUACAUCAACGUUUCUUUAUUUUGGGUAUACACUCAUGUUAACAUUUAUUAUGUUCUUAUUUACUGAUUUCAUGCUUCCAACUGUACCAACACUGACAAGUAUCUGCGAAGAUGCGCUUAUAUCGGCAAAAAUCGAAAAACAUGACUUAAAACCAAUGAACUGUCAAUUGAUCAAUGAAGAAUAUUUAAAUAGGACUUCGUCGAAUUGCGAUCAGACCUUUGAUACUUCAGCAUUGUACUGUCCAACGGCAAAUUUGAAAAACUUGUUUCGUAUAUCACAUCUAAAUGUUUCACAUCCAUCACGAGCUUCGUUAUGGUUUCAUCUUCUUCGACAAGAUCAAGCACGAAAUCGGAACAAAUUUCAACAAGCAGUCGAACGAUAUCCAGAAGACGUACGCAAUAUGUUUGGCCGUCGAAAUGAUAUUUCGGUUCGUACUCCACCGUGCGUUGAUCCAAACCAUUUACCUUAUUAUCAUUUAAAUCGUCGUGGUCAACAUGCUGUUACUCGAAUUCUAUGUGUCUUUGCAUAUUAUCAUCCUGAUAUAACAUGGGCACCAUUACUUGCACCGAUGACAGCUUUGUUUCUACAUUACAUGACCGAAAUCGAUGCCUACGAAUCAUUACUGAUUCUUAGUAGCACCGAUUACAAGAUAAUAACACAAACGGAAAUACAAUUUCAAUCGUUCACAUUAUCAUUUCGAAGUAUAUUACGCCGCCAUUGUCGUACAACUUAUGAAACGCUUACCAAACAAUCUCAAGAUCCAUCAAUAUUUGAUGAAUGGCUCUGGAUUAUAUUUGAAUAUUUACCAUUUCAAUAUCUCAUACCGGUUAUCGAUUGUCUUCUAAUUGAAGACGUGAAAAUCCUCAUGCGAAUUGGCAUGGCAUUAUUCCAUUUUUAUGCAAAAUAUGGUCUGAAUCAACAAAUAACAUCAGCAAAACCACGCCGACGAGAAUCAUUAUUUCGUCGAUCAAAGUUUGGUCGGGCAUCUGGGCGAUUACAAAAUCAAACUUCGCCGUCAUCCACUAGAUCAACUGCAACCAUGUUCGAUAACUUGACUGCUUAUGUACAACAUUUCGAUGUUCCAUUGGAGAAAUUUUUCAAGCAUGCCUUUGCCAUUCAUCAUUUACAACGUAAAGAAGUGUUUCGAGCUAUUGAGCCCAACUCCCAUCGUUUGAGAAUAUCUGCAUCGAAUUUGAUUAAAAAAAUUGCGAUGUCGCCUGCGGUCAUUAAAAAAAAACUGCAUAUCGUCGAAGAAGAAAAAAUCAAAUUAGAUCGCCGUCGUGUAAUGCCGAAUUUACGUCGCUCAUCAUCAGCUGGUAAUAAUCUAACUGUAACAACCACACUCAUGGCGAAACCAAUAAUAACCCGUCCAGUACAUCAUCAAAAUUCCAUGCCGAUUAUUAUGGUUCGUGAAUUUGAUACGACGACAGCAAGCCAUUCUGAUUUUGCUUAUCUUUGGUCAUUAAUACCAAAGAGAUUGUCGGAUUUUCAACCUGAACGAAUCUAUUCAUCGAAUAUUCAUGGUCGCCGUCUACGAACAUUGUAUGAUCAUGUUGAAUACCAUGAAUGUUGUCUUAUCAUAAUUCGUAAUGAAAAGCAAGAAGUGUUCGGAGGCUUCUGUUCAGGUCAAUUAGCAAAUCGUGCGAAAACACGCGCAUGGUUUGGUACUGGUGAAUCAUUUCUAUUCACAAUUAAACCUGAACGACAAACUUUCAAAUGGAUCGGCUAUUCAGCAGCAAGCAAGGGCAAUACACAACCUUACGAAGAUUAUUUUAUCUAUGCUGACGACGAACGUUUACAAAUGGGUGGAAGCAAAGAACCAUUGAAUAUUGGCUUGUCGAUUCGACAGGAUUUAAAUGAAGGUACCACGAAAGCUUGUGAUACAUAUGCCAGUAAACCGUUAUCAAGCGUCGAAAACUUUCAAAUUAUGGAAAUUGAAGUUUUUGGGUUUGCGCGAUGA
This is a messenger RNA of Adineta ricciae, 3843 nucleotides long. The record is from the annotation of a GenBank genome assembly. Lineage: Eukaryota; Metazoa; Rotifera; Eurotatoria; Adinetida; Adinetidae.